GUGAUGGCGGAGAAGGCGCUGGAGGCCGUGGGCUGUGGACUAGGGCCGGGGGCCGUGGCCAUGGCCGUUGCGCUGGAGGAUGGGGCGGAGCCCCCGGUGCUGACCACGCACCUGAAGAAGGUGGAGAACCACAUCACAGAAGCCCAGCGCUUCUCUCACCUGCCCAAGCGCUCGGCCGUGGACAUCGAGUUCCUGGAGCUGUCCUAUUCCGUGCGGGAGGGGCCCUGCUGGCGCAAACGGGGUUAUAAGACCCUCCUCAAGUGCCUGUCGGGCAAAUUCUGCCGUCGGGAGCUCAUCGGCAUCAUGGGCCCCUCGGGGGCAGGCAAGUCCACGUUCAUGAACAUCUUGGCAGGAUACAGGGAGUCAGGAAUGAAGGGGCAGAUCCUGGUGAACGGGAGGCCGCGGGAGCUGAGGACCUUCCGGAAGAUGUCCUGCUACAUCAUGCAAGACGAUAUGCUGCUGCCGCACCUCACCGUGCUGGAAGCCAUGAUGGUCUCUGCCAACCUGAAGCUGAGCGAGAAGCAAGAGGUGAAGAAGGAGCUGGUGACAGAAAUUCUGACGGCGCUGGGCCUGCUGAGCUGCUCCCACACGAAGACCGCCCUGCUCUCCAGCGGGCAGAGGAAGCGCCUGGCCAUCGCCCUGGAGCUGGUCAACAACCCGCCCGUCAUGUUCUUUGACGAGCCCACCAGCGGUCUGGACAGUGCCUCUUGUUUCCAAGUGGUGUCCCUCAUGAAGUCCCUGGCCCACGGAGGCCGUACCAUCAUCUGCACCAUCCACCAGCCCAGUGCCAAGCUCUUUGAGAUGUUUGACAAGCUCUACAUCCUGAGCCAGGGUCAGUGCAUCUUCAAGGGCGUGGUCACCAACCUCAUCCCCUACCUGAAGGGGCUCGGCUUGUACUGCCCCACCUACCACAACCCCGCCGACUUCAUCAUCGAGGUGGCGUCGGGCGAGUAUGGAGACCUGAACCCCAUGCUGUUCAGGGCUGUGCAGAAUGGGCUGUGCGCCAUGGCUGAGAAGAAGAGCAGCCCCGAGAAGAACGAGGCCCCUCACCCCUGCCCCCCCUGUCCUCCGGAAGUGGAUCCCAUCGAGAGCCACACCUUUGCCACCAGCACCCUCACGCAGUUCUGCAUCCUCUUCAAGAGAACCUUCUUGUCCAUCCUCAGGGACACGGUCCUGACCCACCUGCGGUUUGUGUCCCACGUGGUUAUUGGCGUGCUCAUCGGUCUCCUCUACCUGCACAUCGGCGACGAUGCCAGCAAGGUCUUCAACAACACCGGCUGCCUCUUCUUCUCCAUGCUGUUCCUCAUGUUUGCUGCCCUUAUGCCGACUGUGCUUACCUUCCCCUUGGAGAUGGCAGUCUUCAUGAGGGAGCACCUCAACUACUGGUACAGCCUCAAAGCGUAUUACCUGGCCAAGACCAUGGCCGAUGUGCCCUUUCAGGUGGUGUGCCCCGUGGUGUACUGCAGCAUCGUGUACUGGAUGACGGGCCAGCCAGCUGAGACCAGCCGCUUCCUGCUCUUCUCAGCCCUGGCCACCGCCACGGCCUUGGUGGCCCAGUCUUUGGGGCUGCUGAUCGGCGCCGCCUCCAACUCCCUACAGGUGGCCACCUUCGUGGGUCCGGUCACCGCGAUCCCUGUCCUCUUGUUCUCUGGCUUCUUUGUCAGCUUCAAGACCAUCCCCACUUACCUACAGUGGAGCUCCUAUCUCUCCUACGUCAGGUAUGGCUUUGAGGGUGUGAUCCUGACAAUCUAUGGCAUGGAGCGAGGAGACCUGACGUGCUUGGAGGAGCGCUGCCCGUUCCGGGAGCCACAGAGCAUCCUCCGGGCGCUGGAUGUGGAGGAUGCCAAGCUGUACAUGGACUUCCUGGUCUUGGGCAUCUUCUUCCUGGCCCUGCGGCUGCUGGCGUACCUCGUGCUUCGUUACCGGGUCAAGUCGGAGAGAUAGAGCCUGGCUCCUGGCCUGGGCCCCAGCCCCUGCAGCUGGAAGCCCUGGGCCCCAGCCCUUUGGGGCUGUUUUAACCUUGUAGCACUGGUUGCUGGUGUGGCCACCGUCCCCUCCCCCAGCUGCUCCACAGACUGUGGUCCCAGCGAGGCCCUGGCGAGGGGCUUCAGCCUCCCCACUGCGCCCAGGAGUCUUCCCAUUUGAUGCAGUUUGUAGCUUCCUCCUUACUCUCUCCAACACCUGCAUGCAAAGACCCCUGGGAGGCUGCCACUCUCCUCCCUGCCCUGGCACCUUCCUCUGUUGUCUGCCUAGGAGCCCAAGGCUCUCCAGGCUCCCAAGUACAACUGACCAAAGUGGCCCCCUCUGGGGGGCCCCACCACACAAGUGUUUGUAAACCGGGCAGCUCUGAAGUUGGAGUGCCAGGGCUGGGCCCUGGUGGGGUCCCCUGGAAGCCCCAUUCUGGAUUGGAAUGGAGCAGGGAAGGACUCUGGAAGUCCCUCCUCUUCCUCACCUUUCCCCCACCCCGAGAACCUGGCUGAUUUGGACAAUCUGCUGAGACAGAAGCUGGAUUUUCUGUCUGGGUCUCCACCCCUCAUCCUGAGGAUUGGAGAGACCUGGGGCCAUGGGACGCCCCGCUCCCUAUGCCCACCGCCUUUGGUGGGGUAGGGCCUGGUGGUACCUCUGCAAUUACGUCUGUGUGCCUGUCCCACCUGCCGGCGGAACUGGAGAAUGCACUUUAUUCUGGGUGUGAGUGGGGGAAGGCCUGCCCCCACCGCAGGGUCUCACAAGGCUCCCUCCCCUCUCCAGAGCCGCAGACGCACACAUGCGAACGGGCAAUCUCAGCUCCCCACACUCGCCAUUCCCUCCGGCUCGGCUCGGAGGACCAGUGCGGGCGCUGCAGGGAGGGCGGUGCCAAGCUCCUCCUGGGGAUCCCACUUUGGAGACCCUCAGGAAGAGGCUGGUGCUGCCCAGGUGUCUCCAGGAUCUGCGGGUGUCUCCCCUCCCUCCCCCUAUCUUUCCUUCCUCCCAAGCCAAGGGUGGCACGGGGCGCUAGCUCCCUGGAGUUCAGGACCCAACACAAGCACAAGCAUGGGCAUCCGUUGGCCUUGGCCACCAUCACCCCAUGGCUCUCCUUUUGUGCUCCAAUCUGGCGUUCUCAUCCCCCACCCCUCCCCCGGCCGCUUGCUGCUCAUUCAAAGUCCUGCCCAUGUCUCUCCAGCCCUUGCCGUCAGCAGGUGGCCCACGGGCAUCAGAGCAGCACGCCCUGAGCACCAGGUGGCAGACGCACGCAGAGCGAGCUGCUCACUGUCCUGGUGGGUGCAGGCGCAGGUGCCCUCUGAUCUCCCCUCUGUCCAGGGCUCCCCUUCACACCCGUACGAGGACCUCUCUCCCCUCCCUCACCCUGCCACAGGUUCUUCUCCUCACACAGAGAUGCCAGUUGUAUUUGUGGGAUUUCACCCAUUAUUAAUAAAACCUAU
This is a messenger RNA of Lepus europaeus (European hare), 3419 nucleotides long. It is a transcript of the gene ABCG4, whose product is annotated as ATP binding cassette subfamily G member 4. The record is from RefSeq and is a predicted model, not a curated record. Gene Ontology annotation, molecular function: ATP binding; ABC-type transporter activity; ATP hydrolysis activity. Gene Ontology annotation, cellular component: plasma membrane. The coding region runs from base 4 to 1944 and encodes 646 amino acids. The transcript has 14 exons. NCBI's taxonomy places the organism in Eukaryota, Metazoa, Chordata, Mammalia, Lagomorpha, Leporidae.